This is a messenger RNA of Dothidotthia symphoricarpi CBS 119687, 1626 nucleotides long. RefSeq lists its product as uncharacterized. The coding region runs from base 1 to 1626 and encodes 541 amino acids. Lineage: Eukaryota; Fungi; Ascomycota; Dothideomycetes; Pleosporales; Dothidotthiaceae. The transcript has 3 exons. The record is from RefSeq and is a predicted model, not a curated record.
AUGGUUCCUCAAGGGCAGAAACUUACCUCUAGCAAGGAAGUCAGUGCAGAGCCUCGCCUUGGAAUCACUACCAUGGUCAAGAUGUUGAGACAAGAAAUGGGCGACAAUGGCUUGCCCGACAUCAAGAUAUAUGGGUUGGAUAAUAACGCCACCUCGAGAGCGCAUUACACUCCCGACGCACUCUUUGCGAAAGGAGAUCUACGCAAAGAGUUCGUACCUGUAACCAGAAACAAGAAGGAUUUUGCACCAUUCGUAAAGUGUUGCUUCAUCUUGAAAGGUGCAGAGAUUCCUACCGAAGCAACGAUCACGGAGAACUUCAUCAAGGGACUCAAGCGAGCUUGUCGCAAAUACCCUGGUGCAAACGAGGACACUCAGAGCAGUGAAGCUGCUGAUGAAACUGGGGUCUCGUCAAUAGAGAGCCCCCAAGCUGCAACUACUACAGGUGUCGGCAAAGAUACACCCGCCAAGCCUAAUCAUCGCAUCCGUAAAUCUGAGCAAAAAGGCUCAUUUGGUCAACGAUUCAGCUUACAGGCCUCUAUCAAUCCUUCUCCUUCCUCUGACGAGCAGGUCCGCGCAGGAUCGGUCCCGGUAACUCCAACCGCUACCGGUAUGAGCAUUAGGGAUGUGUUCAGGGCAUCGUCAGCUGCAUCUGCACGCAGGAAAGGAGAACCUGAGAACCAUCACGCGCGCGAAGACAUGUCUGCUGUCAAACUCCAAAAGCGCAACUAUGAGACUUUUUUCAGUGAGCCUAUGCUCUUGAUCAAUACGACCAACGUCGUUCAUGAAUCUGUUGAGCUGUCUGGACCGGAUUAUGAGUUCACCAACCAGGAAUCAGCCAAUCCCCAGUCCACGACACCCAUAGCUACAUCUACGCUUGGCCCCAAGGAGCGAAACUCGGAGCAGGAAGAAUGCAAGCAAGAAGACUCUCAGGUGAAAGGCUGUAAGCGGGAAGGCUCCAAACUGCAGACGAACCUACCUGAAUCUGCCAGUACUGGUACAGUUGAUGUUACCUCAUUGUUGGACAUUGUGCCUGAGCAUACAAACAAGGCAUCUCAUGGACGCGUGAGGGCAACUUCGUCGGCAACCUCAUCGACACCUGCAAGCCGUCACCAGAUCAGUGCUACUACUUCAUCACCAGCUUUGAACCCAAACUUCGACAAAUACCUAGACCUGAAGAGCGAACAUGACAGUGUUGCCUCAGGAAUUGAGGCCAUCACUGAAGCUAUGACGAAAAUCGAUCUAGAGUAUCGUCCUAGACGCAAAGCUAUGGCGCACCACAUCGACGAAGAACUCCCUAGGCAGUUCAAAGAGAAAUUGAGGAAAGAUAUACAGCGAUUUGCCGAGGAGCAAAAAGCAAAGAGUAGAGCAGAGCUUGACAAUGCAGUCUCAAUGUCGAAGGAAAAGUAUCACGACUUGAAGAAAGAACACGAAGGGAAGCUACAAGUCCUAAACGACGAGAAAAAGGAGAAAGAACAGGAAAUGUUUGCAUUGAAACAAUCCAUUGAGCGGAAAAAGAAGGAUUUUACAGCUGAUCAAGUUUGGGACCUGGUCGACUAUGCUGGGGAGAAUGCGAGAAAGCGUCAAAAGAUUGAGCACAUGGAGGUCGAUAGUGAGAUGGGCGAGUAG